GACUAUGAAGCACUUCCGAGCAGCAGUUCCAUCCGGGCACAUAUGAUGGCUGGUGCAGUUGCCGGAAUAAUGGAACAUAUUAUUAUGUACCCGGUCGACAGUGUUAAAACUCGCAUGCAGUGCUUGCGGCCCCUAAACAGCCCAUGCUACCCCAACGUGAUUAGUGGCCUCAUUCGCCUUGUUCGAGCCGAGGGCGUCCGAGGCUCGUUGCGUGGGAUAGGAACUAUGGUCGGAGGUGCUGGUCCGGCGCAUGCGGCUUAUUUUGGCUGUUACGAGCAUGUUAAACAUUCGGUGGAGACCAGUCGCAGAUUUUCUUCACUAGCCCCGCUCAUCGGAGGAGCCUGCGCAACACUUCUUCAUGAUGCAGUGAUGACACCUGCUGAUGCAGUCAAACAGCGUCUUCAAAUCUUCAAUAGUCCUUAUCACAACAGCCUGGAUUGUAUCAUACACGUGAUUCGUAAUGAGGGGCUGUCCGUACUUUAUCGUGCCUAUUUCACUCAGCUCACAAUGAAUGUACCUUAUCAAGCUAUUCAUUUUGUCACGUACGAGGCUGCUCAGGAUGUGGUAAAUCCGUCUCGACAGUAUAAGCCAUGGACGCAUGUUGUUUCUGGCGGGCUGGCCGGCUGUUUAGCCGCGGCUUUUACUAAUCCGCUGGAUGUGUGCAAGACCGCGAUCAAUACUCAGGUAAGAGAACUGUCAAUAUUCGGUAUGGUUUUUGUGCUGUUCCGUGUUCACUGUUAUUUUUAG
Messenger RNA from Echinostoma caproni, 747 nucleotides. Lineage: Eukaryota; Metazoa; Platyhelminthes; Trematoda; Plagiorchiida; Echinostomatidae. The record is from the annotation of a GenBank genome assembly.